Messenger RNA from Symbiodinium natans, 2079 nucleotides. Lineage: Eukaryota; Dinophyceae; Suessiales; Symbiodiniaceae. The record is from the annotation of a GenBank genome assembly.
AUGGCUGAAGCUGUCGCAGCGCAGAAUUCGAGCGACCGGCUGGAGGUUCAUGCCAAGUGGGAGGAGCUUGCAGCUGCUGCCGGCAGCAGAAUCAAAAGCCCUGGCCAAGCAGCUUCUUCACCAAUGUCGGUUGUGCAAAACGGCUCAGAGGGUGGCCACUCCCCUUCUUUCAAGAAAGUACGAAAACAGGCGAGCAUGGGAGCCGAUUUCAUAACUGCUGAGCCAAAGGCCAAACAGAAUGAUGCCGAUCAUUCCUGGAGGGGACGCGCCCUUCGCUUGGCCACAUACAUUGUGGAUAACAACUUCAACGCGAACUUUUUGGCUUUGGUCGUCCUUUUCGAUGCUUACCUGACCGCCAACGACAUUGAUGCCAGGGCUGCUGGACACGACGCCUCCACAUUUGUUCGGACAUGCUCUGACAUUUGCCUCCUGCUCUACACAGCUGAGUUGCCACUUCUACUUUUUGUGCGAGGGCGAAAAAUAUUGAAAGACUGGAUGGUAUUGCUUGACAUUGUGAUCAUAUUGUGUGGCUACACGGAGUGGGUGUUGACCAGUGCAGCGGAUGCGUGGACAUCAAGGAUCAACAUCAACAUGCUUCGUCCGCUUCGCUUGGCACGAAUUGUUCGCCUCAUGCAGUUCUUGAGGAAGACCCGCUCUUUGAAGGAGCUGCAGAAGCUGGUGACAAUGUUGUCGUCGUGCAUAAAGACCUUGGCGUGGAGCUUCCUCUUCGGAUUUGUAGUCAUGACGAUGUGGGCCAUGCUGAUGGUCGAACUUGUCCAUCCCCUCAUUCAUGAUGUUCAAGAGCGAACCGAUGUCUUCGCUGACUGCGGCCACUGCUUGCAAGCGGCAUCUUCUGUCAUGAAUGCCAAUCUGCUGCUCUUCAAAACUGUCGUUGCUGGAGACAGCUGGGGUUUAAUCGCAUUGCCUGUGAUACAGGACUACCCGGCGGCAGCCAUUAUUUUUGUGGGCUCCCUCCUAACCUUGGUCUUUGGUGUUCUGCAGCUGAUGGUUGCAGUUGUGGUCGACACCUUUGCAGAGGUUCGUGAAAACGAUGUUAUCAACUUGGCGGCAGAGCUGGAGCACAGUCUAAAGAAUGACCGGAAGUACUUGCAGAAGAUUUUCGACCGUCUGGACGAAAAUGGGACUGGCGAGCUUACGUUGGAGAAUUUGAUGGAUGGAGCCAGGAAAGAUGCAGAGUUUCAGAGCCGCCUGCGUGUGAUGGACAUUGAUGAGGUGGACCUGCAGCAGCUUUUUGACAUGAUCGACGCUGAUGGUUCAGGUGCCAUCGAGGCGGCUGAGUUCAUUGCACCCUUGAGCCGCUGGGUGCGAGACUCCAAGACUGCGCCGCGCUUCAUCAAGUACAACCUCCAGCAGACUAUGCAGACACAGGAGGAGAUCUUGAAGCUGUCUCAAUACAGCUUUGCCGUCAUGAGCGACAAGAUCCAACAGUUGUCCGACAUGCUGAAUCCUGUGGGUAAGCCUGACACAGAGUCUACAACUACCGAACCUCUUGAUCAACCUCUUGAUCCGGAUGCCAUACAGACGGAAAAAGCCGAAGAAACAGCGGCUGACUUCUGCGAUGGCCACAACUUGGAGCAGCCAAAUGACAGUAGAAGAGGCCCUACGAAGCGCUCACAGGGAGAAAUGCCCAGGUCGAGUGCUGGCGUGCGAGAAUCACCUCGAACGUCUUUCAUGGACGGCUCAGCGCGUCUCAGCCAUGCGUUGCAAGUGUCGAUGCGUGCGUUGGAGCUUUCUUUGUCGAAGGCCACCGAGGUGGCACUGCGGCAGUCUAUCGCCAUCGCGGAGAGCGUUCUUGAAGACCACUUAUCGUUGCCGCAUGGAGUGCAGGACCGGCAUGACCCUCAUGGCCAGCAUGGCCCAACCCACGGCCCACGCAGCCAGCGUGUCUCAGCGUCGAAACACCCAGCACCCCACGCUACUCGCAGCUCCUCAGUUUCACACACCACCUCGAUGUCAUCGAUCGGACAAGAAUGGUCAGAGAUGUCUGCUCGGGUUCCACAAUUGGGAGCUGCCCGCCGCAAGAGCUCUGUCACCAAUAGUUUGUGGACAGACAUCUGA